Betta splendens (Siamese fighting fish) is the source of this 1894-nucleotide messenger RNA. RefSeq names its product methyl-CpG binding domain protein 2 (gene mbd2). The transcript has 7 exons. Gene Ontology annotation, molecular function: DNA binding. The record is from RefSeq and is a predicted model, not a curated record. The coding region runs from base 384 to 1181 and encodes 265 amino acids. NCBI's taxonomy places the organism in Eukaryota, Metazoa, Chordata, Actinopteri, Anabantiformes, Osphronemidae.
UGCGUGUGUGUGUAUGCGUGUAUAUAUGUAUGUGUGUGAGAGAUAUCGCAGACGUCACACUCUGCCGUUGGCCCAGUUCAGGUCGAAUCAGAUGGGCCGUUGGUCCUCGCCGAGGCUAAACUAAGCUAGGUCCGAACGUGGAGGCAACCGGAACCGGGCCACGGUAUUUCUUUAUAUAACCUGGAACCACCAGCGGCAGCGACCGCGGCGGGGGGAGGGAGGGAGCGCCUCCGUUAACGUAACAUCCGUGACAGCGGUCCGCCCGUCGCCGCCACAGCGCUCGGUUCGCCGUCACACGGUCGCGAGGAGGGUCCGCGCCGCCGUUAGCUGACAGUUACGCCGACCCGACCCGAGGCCACUCGCGGGAUCGAUACGCGCGACUGAUGGAUCGGAAGAGGACGGACUGUCCCGCUCUGCCGCCGGGCUGGAAGAAAGAAGAAGUGAUCAGGAAGUCCGGGCUGAGCGCCGGAAAGAGCGACGUCUACUACUACAGUCCUUCAGGGAAGAAGUUCCGGAGUAAGCCUCAGCUAUCCCGUUACCUUGGAAACACAGUGGACCUGGGAUGCUUCGACUUCCGGACGGGGAAGAUGAUGCCUGGAAAGCUGCAGAAGAACAAACAGAAGUUACGUCAUGACCCGCACAGUCUGGGCAAGGCAGGUAAACCGGACCUUAACACAUCUUUACCAAUCAGACAAACGGCGUCCAUCUUCAAGCAGCCCGUUACCAAGGUUACCAGUCAUCCAGGCAACAAGGUGAAAGCAGACCUGCAGAGAGCAACAGAGCAGCCUAGACAGCUCUUCUGGGAGAAAAGGUUGAAAGGUCUCCGAUCAUCAGACAUCACAGAGGAUGUCCUGAGGACCAUGGACCUGCCCAAAGGGAUACAGAGCGUUGGUCCAGACUCCAGUGAUGACACUUUGCUGUUGGCCAUUGCCAGCGCUCUGCACAUGAGUUCUGCUCCGAUCACGGGCCAGACAUCUGCGGCCGCUGAGAAGAACCCGGCUGUUUGGCUGAACACAUCGCAGCCGCUCUGCAAAGCCUUCACCGUCACAGAUGAACACAUCCGGGAGCAGGAGUUGAAAGUGUACCAGGCCAGGAGGAGUCUGGAGGACGCUCUCAUGGCUGAUGGCGCGGCGCGAGCUGCUGAAAGCACCCGAGAGGUGCAGGAGGGGAAGACAGCCUGAAGACAGACAGACAGACAGAGUGACAGACAGAGUUUCGCCGCUCACCAGCCUCAGGUUUAUCAUCAUCCGCAUCUUCCACAGACUGAAAUAUCACCUGCACUGAUGUGUUCUGAGUAAACACUUCCUCCCCCCAUGAGGAAACCUCUUCAGGAUGACAUCACACUGACUCGUUAGCUGUCUGGAAACUAAAGGGAUUUUCUGCAGGAACAUGGAGAGACUCACAAACCACCAGCACUGACUGCAACGUGACAACCAGCAGAACAACAGCAAUACGUCUUCUUCCAGCUCAGACCAAGACACAACCGAAGCCUUCAACCCUCUUAUUUAUACAGGAAUCUGUGCAAACUUUACAACAGCGCUUCUCUGUUUUAAUGUACAACAUUCAAUUUCUUUUAUUUUAAUAUAAAGGUUUUAAAAGUUAGAACUGCACUUAAGCAAAGUCCGUGUUAACCCAAAGUCAGGUCGCAAACUGCUGGACAGCUUUUGCUAACUCUACAUAAUCUCACUAUGCUUUUAAUGAUUUUGUUUAUCCGAGGUGUCAGUUUGUUGAUGUGUUUUUUUCUUCAGGCCUUUUAAUUAAUUAAUUAAUAAGAACUUUUCCUACAACAAUUGUACAAUUGUAAUACAAAGGCUUAUUUAAGACAGAUUUUUUACUAUGACAGAACAUAUGUGUACAUUUCUCUGACAGGAAAUAAAUGAUUAUAUUCACUGUU